AUGGAUCUUGAUCAACCCCAGGAGCUCGAUGCCAUGGAGGUCGAUUAUAACCCAAAUUGGAAGUGCUCAGAUGGACCGAAAGAAUUCCACAAUAGCUGUGCGUCCCAUUACCAACACGGCCGAGGUUAUGAUGAAGUAGACGAUGCUUAUACCUGGUAUAAGAAAGGCACCCAGCUGAAACCAAAUGGAGAUAUAGUUGAUAAGAACGUGAUAUACGGAAAUGUGGGGAGUGAUUGGACCAAGUAUCACCCCGAAUGGAAACCGACUACAACAAGAAAGAAAGAUCCAAGGUAUGAAGAAAGGACCAAGAAGUGGAAAACCUGGUUUGUAGACGUACCAGAAGAAGAUGAAAUAGCCAGACAAGCUUUAGAAGCCUAUGAAAAGAAACAUCAGAAGAAAGAGGUGUAUGAAUUAGAAAUUCCCUAUGUCAUCCAACGACAUAAGAAGCGACAA
Messenger RNA from Paraglomus brasilianum, 453 nucleotides. Lineage: Eukaryota; Fungi; Glomeromycota; Glomeromycetes; Paraglomerales; Paraglomeraceae. The record is from the annotation of a GenBank genome assembly.